Messenger RNA from Scatophagus argus, 14347 nucleotides. Its product is annotated as dynein axonemal heavy chain 8-like. Gene Ontology annotation, cellular component: dynein complex. The transcript has 93 exons. Lineage: Eukaryota; Metazoa; Chordata; Actinopteri; Scatophagidae. Gene Ontology annotation, molecular function: dynein light intermediate chain binding; ATP hydrolysis activity; minus-end-directed microtubule motor activity. The record is from RefSeq and is a predicted model, not a curated record. The coding region runs from base 507 to 14189 and encodes 4560 amino acids. Gene Ontology annotation, biological process: microtubule-based movement.
UAGGUACAAGUAGGUACAGUAAAAAUGAGCCUCCACUUCCAAUCAUGAACGUCAGCUAGACGAAAGACUGCAAUAUUCUAGUACACGGACAAGUAUAAUUUACAUCUUUGGGAGGGGAAUAAGGCCCGCCAGGACCGCGGAGGUUCACACUACGUCACCACGUCGUCUUACGCGCUAACGGCUGGAACGCCUGCCGUUUGCGAAGGGUCGAGACGGCGGCGACAGUGACAGAAAUUGACAUUUUCAGCCGUUGAAAGUCUGAAACCAUCACCAAGUCGUACUCGGAAUACCAUCAGAAUAUGUGCCCAGUAGGCAACUAUAAUUUCUUAUCAGUUGAGUGAGUUUCGGUAAGGGCAGAAGGUGUAAGUAGUAUAGAUAUAUAAGCAAUGUUAGGUUAACAAACGGAAGGUAUAAGCCAGCUAAUAGCGAAACUGUCCGAGAUAGUUCGCUCACCUCAGGAGGAUAAGCAGAAGAGCUGAGUUUUUCAAGAGCAAAGAGAGGUGUUCAUGAUGGAUGCACAUGAUUCAAAGGCAAACAAGCAUGGAUGUCAGGACAAAUACAAGCAGGCACGAGAAGAGCGAAAUAAGCUCCUCACCCCUGCACACAAGUACAUGAUUGACCUCCUGGCUGCCAGGCUGUUCUUGGAACCAGCAGCAGUAGAGGACUUUAUUUUAGAUUCUCCUUCUCUGGCUGCUUUUGAUGAUUUUUUUGCCAAAGGAGGUCGUAAAACCAUUUCCUUUGUGUAUCAAGAGGCUGACAUCCCAGGACCAGAGUGUGGGCGCUCGUAUCCUACCAAAGAGGGGAAAAUAUUACGGCUGUUUUUAGCCAAUUUGUCUCAGACGUGCCUCACAGGCGUUUGCUGCUCUUUCAUACGGAGGAGAGUGGACGUUCCCGUGAGUCCAGAAAGCAUACAUCAGGAGAUCUUCUUCUCAGAGGUUGAUGCCAGAGAUGGCCUCCUGAAAGGAAUCAGGAAUGCCUUCAACUUUGUACAACCAGCUCUUGAUACAGCACAAAACUGGGGUGCUUUAGAUAAGUCUAGACAUGGAAGAAAAUUUAUAAAAAACUUCAAGUACACCAUAAAACGUUCUCUUCGGUCCUUAGAUGAGCUCCAGAAGAGCAAUGAGAGUGUUGUUCAGCUGAGCACAGUCACAGAUGUUGACUUGUCUAAACUGACCACCCUUGAACACAUGAAAGUGGCAGCUGCUGAUCCUGACAUGGUGCAUCAGAUGGAAGACAUUCUGAUUCAGUGGUGCAAGCAAAUUGAGAAGGUCCUGAUAGAAAGUGAUCUGCUGAGGACAGUGGUUGAUUCUGAAGGGCCUCUGAGUGAGUUAGAACAUUGGAAUAAAAUGUUUUUAAAGUUCAACUCCAUCAUCAGUCACAUCAAAGGCCAAGAGUGUAAGGCAGUGACCAUGGUGCUCCAUAUCGGCCGUUCCAAGACAAUGAAGAUGUGGCGGGAGCUUGAUGCCAGAAUAACAGAUCGUAUCAGUGAGGCAAAAGACAAUGUAAAAUUCCUUAACACACUGGAGAAAGUUUGUCAACCUCUUUACGACAGUGACCCGGUCACCAUAAUGAAAGGUGUGCAGAGUAUCAUCAGUGCCACCCAAAUGAUUUAUGAUGUUUCAUGUUACUACAAUACAAGCGAAAAGAUAUCUACAUUGUUCAUCAAAGUCACAAAUCAGAUGGUUACAGCAUGCAGAUCAUAUAUUACUGACAAUGGCACUUGUCUAAUAUGGGAUCAAGAUGCUGAAGACGUCAUCAGGAAGAUACAGGACUGUAUCUGCCUGUACCAGGAAUAUCGGUCUUGCUUCCAGAAAACAAAGACUAAAACAAGACCUGGAAAGAAGCCCUUUGAGGUUUCAGAGAUGCAGAUUUUCUGCAAGUUUGAAGGCUUUUGCAAGCAGCUUGAAAAGAUCUCACAAGUAAUUGCUGUGUUCAAGAAGUUUGAAUCCCUUGGAAAAUCAAAUAUUGAGGGCAUUGAGAUUCUGGCCAGAAAAUUCCACACAGUAUCCAUGAAUCUGAAAAGGAAACAGUAUGAUAUGCUGGCUGGGACAGCCGAAUUCGAAGCAGAUUUUGCAGGGUUUAUGGUUCGGGUCAGUGACAUUGAGAAGGAGCUGCGGGCAUUUAUGAGUUCAUGCUUCUCAGACAUCAUUUCAUCUCAGCAAGCUCUUUGCCUAAUGGAGCGUUUCCGGAAGCAGAACAUUCCCUGUCUUGACAAAGAAAUUUCCAACAUCUUGGGUCUUAUCCUUCAGCGUUAUGCUUCAGAAAUAGAGUUUGUGAAAAAGCUCUAUGACGAACAGAGAAAUGAUCCUCCAUUAGCUAGAAAUAUGCCUCCUGUGGCUGGAAGGAUUGGAUGGGUCAGGAACCUUUACAAAAAAAUAGAGCAACCCAUAUUUUAUAUGCAAGAAAACUCUAUCAUCCUGUCCAGUCCUGCGGGACAACGUGUGGUUAAAAUGUACAAUCAAAUUGCAGCUGCGUUUGUGAAGUUCGAGUAUGUUAACCACACAGCGUGGAUGGAAGAAGCGUCAAAAAUAGAUUAUGUUUUGAAAGUUACACUGCUGGUUCGUCAUCCAAAGACUGGAAGAUUAUUCAUCAACUUGGAUCCUAAAGUGACUGAGGUAAUUCGUGAGGCUAAGUGUUUGUUGAAGAUGGAUCUGGAGGUUCCAAGGCAGGCUUUGCGUCUGGUCAAGUCGGAAAGUAAAAUAAAAUCCAACCACCUCCGUCUACAGACCAUUUUGGCAGAUUAUGAAACCACUUGUGAGAAAAUACCUGCAGAAUUCCACAGCUUGAUGGCUCCAAAAAUCAAAAAGGUGGAAUCUGCACUUCGCCACGGGACAGUGCUGCUCACCUGGACAUCCCUCCUCCUCGACAACUUCUUUGAAAAUGUUGAGGCUGCUCUUCUUGAGCUCAAACGUCUUGUAAAGAGGGUGCAGGAUAUCUGCGAGAUACAUAUUGAUAAUGUCCUUAAAGACAUCUCAGAGACUAUGCUGAUUGAACUCCCAGAAGAACAUGCAUCUUCAGUGGAGCACCUGGUUGAGCUUAAUAAGAAUAAAUGUAAAGAGUUGGCAAAGACAUUGCACGACAAAUGUAGUCGUGUCAGCCAAGCAGUGAAGGAGCUGGAUAUUGUGCUGAGUGCCAGCUAUGAAUCAAAAGGCACCAAGAAGACUGUCGAGGAACCUGUUCAAGGACAGAGAAGUGUGUCAGCAAAGAGCCAGAAAACCCCCAAUGAGGUUGAGGAAAUGAGUUUAGAUGGUCCAGUUAGAGACAAAGCAGUCAGGCCAUUUCAAAAGGAGUUUAAGACGCUUUAUGAACACUUUAGUGCAAGGGUUUUGGAUGCACUGGUCAGGACAACAAAACUAUCUCUGGAGACCCUGAAAAGAAGAAUUUGUGGCACAAAAUCGACAUCAGUAAAUUGGAGUUUUAGUAUUUCCCGGAAUCCAAAGUCUGAGUCAAAGAUGGUCCCCCUGAUAAAAUCUGAAGUCCAGCUAGUUAUACCCAAUUUGGUAAUGAUUCCCACUAUAGAUGAGAUCCAACAGGCCAUCAAUCAGCUAAUCAACGUAGUGUUGGAAGCUAGUAAGGAUGUUGCCUGGCAGCAGGAGUACAGUCGUGAUGACACGGACAGCAGGGGUGAAGGAAAAGAUCAUUUUCAUCACAGAGUUGUUGAACACAAGGACAUCAAAAAGUUUGCGUUCCUUCGAUCAGUCCUCAGUUCCCAGAGAGGAGAAGUGACAGAUGUUCUAAGUCAGUUCAGUCCUUUCAGAGUGAUCUGGGAUGAGGACAGGAAUCUCAAAGUCAAGGAAUUCAUGGACAGCAAACCAUCUUUGAUCCAGAUCAAAUCUGAAGUCCAGCGCUAUGAUUCAGUUGAACAGGAGAUUGAUGAUAUCAAACCCUUCAUUGUUCUGGGGUCUACUGAAUUGUCAACAGAACCAUUAAAGAAGUCUUUAAAAGCUGAGACCAGAGCCUGGAAGAAACUGUUGUGCAGAUAUCUGAAGGAGAAGUACAGGAAGAAAAUGAUUGACACCAGCAUUCACAUGAACAAGUACCUCACUCAACUGUGUCAUCCCGUGGCCAAUCUGGAAGAUGUGCGUCAUGCCAUGGGGGCCCUGUCUAAGCUUCGGGAUGCUGAAAUACAAACUGAUAUGACAUUGAUAUCCAUUGAGGAAGCCUAUGAGAUUUUGACUAAAGCUGAGGCCGAAGUGACCAAAAGAGAAGCCGACGGUGUGUACAAUCUGAGGCAGCGCUUCACAAAGCUUCAGUCUAAGGCUAGGUCAGUGCAGGACGAGCUUGUUCAUAAGCAGCCCGAGUUCAAACAAAACCUGCUGGAGUGUGUUGCCGUUUUCAACAAUGAUGUUGGCACUUUUAUGGAACAGUAUGAUUCAGAAGGUCCCAUGGUCGAUGGCAUCGCUCCCAAAGAAGCCAGCCGUAGGCUCCAGGUCUAUCAGGCCAGAUUUGAAGAACUUUGGAGAAAAUUCAACACAUAUACCUCUGGGGAGCAGCUUCUUGGCUUGCCAGUCACAGAGUAUGACUGUCUACAAAAGAAAAAAAAAGAGCUUGACCUGCUACAGAAACUCUAUGGCCUAUAUGAUGCAGUGAUGAAUAAGAUUAGCGGGUACUAUGGCAUUUUGUGGACAGAUGUGGAUAUUGAGAAGAUCAAUGCAGAACUUCUGGAAUUUCAGAACAGGUGCCGAAGGCUGCCUAAGGGACUGAAGGAGUGGCAGGCCUUCCUCGACCUGAAGAAGACCAUUGAUGAUUUCAGUGAGUCAUGCCCUCUGCUUGAGAUGAUGGCAAACAAAUCUGUGGUGAGGAGACAUUGGGACAUGAUCACAGAGCUGACUGGGCACCAGUUUGAGGUGGAGUCCAAUACCUUCACACUGCAGAACAUCAUGGAAGCACCUCUACUGAAGUACAAGGAUGAUAUUGAGGACAUAUGCAUAUUGGCUGUAAAGGAGAAGGAUAUUGAGGCCAAAUUGUCACAAGUGAAAGAGGCGUGGUCCGGCCAGAUCCUGACCUUGAUGACAUUCAAGGAUAGAGGAGAACUGAUGCUGAAAGGGGCAGAGACGGCAGAGAUCCUCACCAUGCUGGAGGAUGGUUUGAUGGUGCUGGGAUCACUGCUGAGCAACAGAUACUGCACUUACUAUAAAGCAGAUAUUCAGGAUUGGGUCUCCAAACUGUCAACAUCAUCUGACAUCAUUGAACAGUGGGUCAUUGUACAAAACCUGUGGAUCUAUUUGGAGGCUGUGUUUGUUGGGGGUGACAUCGCAAAGGACCUGCCACAGGAAGCAAAGCGUUUUGAGAAUAUUAACAAGUCCUGGAUUAUGAUCAUGCAGCGAGCCCAAAAAGUCCCAAAUGUGGUGGAGUGCUGUGUGGAUGAUCCGAUUCUGGGAUCGCUUCUGCCAGAUCUUCAGAAACAGCUGGAGUUCUGUCAAAAAUCUCUCGCAGGGUACCUUGAGAAAAAGAGGCUCCUCUUCCCACGGUUCUUCUUUGUGUCUGAUCCUGCCCUCCUGGAAAUUCUCGGACAAGCCAGUGAUUCUCACACAAUACAGUCACAUCUGCUUGGAGUGUUUGACAACGUUAAUGAAGUGGAGUUUCAUGCAACAGACUAUGACAAAAUUGUGGCUGUUAUUUCACAAGAGGGAGAGGAGCUACCCCUGGACACUCCUGUCAUGGCACAGGGACCAGUGGAGCACUGGCUCGGAGAGCUGCUGGUACAACAGCAGACGUCAUUGCACUCUGUUAUCAAAGCUUCAGAUUUAGAGAUCAACGAUGAAGACUUCGAGCUUCUCUCUUUUCUCAACAAGUUCCAAGCACAGGUGGGCUUGCUUGGAAUCCAAAUGCUUUGGACAAGGGAUGCAGAAGAGGCGCUGCAAAAUGCUGAAGAUGACAAGGAGAUCAUGCUUUUUACCAAAAAGAAAUUCCUUAACCUGCUCAGCACACUCAUUAAACAAACCACCUAUGACCUGAGCAAAUUUGACAGAGUGAAAUAUGAGACACUCAUCACCAUCCAUGUGCACCAGAGUGAUAUAUUUAAUGAUCUGGUGAAAAAGCGUAUAAAAUCUUUCAGUGACUUUGAAUGGCUGAAGCAGAGUAGAUUUUAUUUCAAGGAGGACCUGGAUAAGGUCAUUGUGUCUAUUACGAAUGUCGACUUCAUUUAUCAGAAUGAGUUUCUAGGCUGCACUGACCGUCUGGUAAUCACCCCUCUGACGGACAGGUGUUACAUCACACUGUCCCAGGCUCUGGGGAUGAGCAUGGGAGGUGCUCCUGCAGGGCCAGCCGGCACUGGCAAAACUGAAACCACUAAAGACAUGGGUCGCUGCCUGGGCAAGUAUGUAGUGGUGUUCAACUGCUCAGACCAGAUGGACUUCAGAGGACUUGGCAGGAUAUACAAAGGACUUGCUCAGUCAGGGUCCUGGGGCUGCUUUGAUGAGUUCAACAGAAUCGACCUUCCAGUGCUGUCUGUUGCUGCUCAGCAGAUCUCCAUUGUUCUGACGGCACGCAAAAGACACAAAAGUACUUUCAUCUUUACUGAUGGAGACUGUGUCAAUCUGAACCCAGAGUUUGGCCUGUUUAUCACAAUGAAUCCUGGAUAUGCUGGUCGCCAGGAACUUCCUGAAAAUUUAAAAGUGCAGUUUAGGACAGUGUCUAUGAUGGUACCAGACCGGCAGAUCAUCAUGAGAGUCAAACUAGCUAGUUGUGGGUUCAAUGAGAAUGUCAUCUUAGCCCAGAAAUUCUUUGUCCUUUAUAAACUCUGUGAAGAACAACUUUCAAAACAGGUCCACUAUGACUUUGGCCUCAGGAACAUCCUGUCUGUGUUAAGAACACUGGGAGCCAGUAAAAGAGCAAGACCUGAUGACACAGAGUCCAGCAUUGUCAUGAGAGUGUUGCGUGACAUGAAUCUUUCUAAACUGGUGGAUGAGGAUGAACCUCUCUUCCUUAGUCUGAUCAACGACUUAUUCCCUGACACUCAGCUGGAUGGGAGCACAUAUGUUGAACUUCAAGCUGCUGUUGCCCAUCAAGUUGAGCUUGCUGGUCUUGUCAACCACCCACCAUGGAACCUCAAACUGGUUCAGCUUUAUGAGGCCUCACUAGUGCGCCAUGGGCUGAUGACUUUGGGCCCAAGUGGAGCUGGAAAGACCACGGCCAUCAACAUUCUCAUGCGAGCUUUGACUGAAUGUGGAACCCCACACAGGGAGAUGCGCAUGAACCCCAAAGCAAUCACUGCACCACAGAUGUUCGGUCGUCUUGAUGCAGCCACCAAUGAUUGGACCGAUGGGAUCUUUUCUUCUCUGUGGAGGAGGACGCUUAAAGCCAAGAAAGGGGAGUUCAUAUGGAUUGUGCUGGAUGGCCCUGUGGAUGCCAUAUGGAUUGAAAACCUCAACUCUGUGCUGGACGAUAACAAAACACUGACCCUGGCUAAUGGUGACCGUAUCACCAUGUCUCCAUCUUGCAAGCUAGUGUUUGAGGUACACAACAUUGAAAAUGCCUCCCCUGCUACCGUGUCUCGAGUGGGUAUGGUCUUCAUAAGCUCCUCAGCUCUCAGCUGGCAGCCCAUACUCCAGGGGUGGGCUCACAAGCACAAUGCAAAAGAGGCAGAGAGCAUAAUGAGUUUAUAUGACAAGAUAUUUGAAGAUGCUUACGUAUACAUGAAGCAAAAUCUUAAACCAAAAAUGGAGCUUUUGGAGUGCAACUACAUAAUGCAGUCUGUGAAGCUGCUGGAGGGCCUCAUCCCAGCCAAGGAGGCUGGAGGCCUGGUUAGUAGCCAACACCUUGAACGUCUGUUUGUCUUCUGCCUGAUGUGGAGCCUGGGAGCCCUUCUGGAGUUGGAGGACAGGGACAAACUGGAGGCCUACAUUAGAGCUCAUGACAACAGCGUCGAUGUACCUCAAACACAGACGGGCGAGACUAUGUUUGAGUACAUGGUAAACCCAAAUGGUGAAUGGUGUCAUUGGAAUAACCAUGUCGGGGAGUACGUCUAUCCAACUGACCAUGUGCCAGACUACACCUCCAUCCUUGUGCCAAAUGUGGAUAACACAAGAACCUCUUUUCUGCUGGAGACUAUUGCAAAGCAGCGCAAGGCCGUACUGCUUAUCGGUGAGCAAGGGACAGCUAAAACAGUGAUGAUAAAAAGCUACACAAAAAAAUAUGACCCUGAAACAGACCUGUCCAAGUCCCUGAACUUUUCAUCUGCUACAGAACCGGUGAUGUUUCAGCAAACAGUGGAAAGCUACAUUGAGAAGAGAAUUGGCAGCACCUAUGGACCCCCAGGGGGACGCAGGAUGACGGUUUUCAUUGAUGACAUCAACAUGCCUGUUGUCAAUGAAUGGGGGGAUCAGAUCACCAAUGAGAUUGUACGCCAGAUGAUGGAAAUGCGUGGCAUGUACAAUCUGGACAAACCAGGAGACUUCACUACUGUUGUGGACGUACAGAUGCUGGCUGCCAUGAUCCACCCAGGCGGUGGUAGAAACGACAUCCCUCAAAGACUGAAGAGACAGUUUACUGUCUUCAACUGUACUCUACCAUCCAACACAUCCAUUGAUAAGAUCUUUGGUGUGAUCGGCUGUGGAUAUUUUCAUACAUGCAGGACAUUCAAGCCUGAGAUUUCAGAUAUGGUGAAGUCUCUGGUGUCUGCUGGGAGGAUUUUAUGGCAGUGGACAAAGGCAAAAAUGCUUCCAACCCCAUCCAAGUUCCACUACAUCUUCAAUUUGAGAGACUUAUCCAGGAUCUGGCAAGGGAUGUUAAAUAUAAAGGCAGAGGAGUGUAAUGAUAUCCUCACUCUCUUGGCUCUUUUCAAGAGUGAAUGUGCAAGAGUGAUUGCUGACAGGUUUAUUUGCUCUGAGGACAGAGAGUGGUUUGAGAAGGCUGUAUCGCGAGUGAUUCAAGAGCAUGUUGACCCCAGCCUUGUCCCAGCACUUCAUCCAGAGCCAUACUUUGUGGACUUCCUGCGAGAUGCUCCCGAGCCCACCGGAGAAGAAGAUGAUGAUGCCUGCUUUGAUGCACCUAAAAUUUAUGAGCUGGUGCCAGGUUUUGAGUUCUUAUCAGAAAAGCUGAUGAUGUAUCAGUCCCAGCACAAUGAGAUCACAAGAGGUUCUAGUCUUGAUUUGGUUUUCUUCAUGGAUGCCAUGACUCAUCUAGUCAAGAUCUCACGAAUCAUUCGAACUGACAAUGGUAACGCCCUGCUUGUGGGAGUUGGAGGAUCAGGGAAACAGAGCCUGACUCGCCUGGCGUCUUACAUAGCUGGAUAUAACAUCUUCCAGAUCACACUGACAAGAACAUACAACGUAAGUAAUUUCAUGGAUGACUUGAAACUGUUGUAUAAAACAGCUGGGUCUGAAGGAAAAGGCAUCACCUUCAUCUUCACGGAUAAUGAAAUAAAAGAUGAAGCCUUCCUUGAGUACCUCAACAAUGUUCUUUCUUCUGGAGAGGUCUCCAACCUGUUUGCUAAAGAUGAGAUACAAGAGAUCACUCAGAAUCUGAUCCCUGUGAUGAAGAAGGAGUUUCCUCGUGUUCCACCAACUUUUGACAAUCUUUAUGACUACUUCAUAUCCCGGUCCAGAAAGAAUCUGCAUGUAGUGCUUUGCUUCUCACCGGUGGGGCAGAAGUUUCGCUCCAGGUCUCUGAAGUUUCCAGGGUUGAUUUCUGGCUGCACCAUGGACUGGUUCACCCCUUGGCCCAAAGAGGCUCUGGUAGCUGUGUCCAGCUAUUUCUUGUCAGAGUUUCCAAUGGUUUGCUCUGCUGAAGUCAAGGCUUCUGUGGUGACCACCAUGGGUACAUAUCAUGACAAAGUAUCCAGUACCUGUGAGAGCUACUUUGAAAGGUUCCGAAGAAGGAUUCAUGUCACUCCCAAAUCCUACCUCUCUUUUAUAAAUGGUUACAAAACGCUGUACACUGAAAAGUACGACUACAUCAACACACUAGCAGAGCGCAUGCGUGUUGGUUUGGACAAACUAAUGGAGGCUAGUAAGUCUGUGGCUCAACUAUCUAAAGAUCUUGAAGUGAAGGAAAAAGAGCUGGCUAUAGCAUCUGUCAAAGCUGAUGAGGUGGUGGCAGAGGUGACAGUCAGUGCUGAAGCUGCUACCGUCGUAAAGAACGAGGUCCAGGUUGUGAAGGAUAAAGCCCAGAAAAUUGUGGAUGGAAUUGAGAGAGAGAAAGCUUUUGCAGAGGAGAAGCUGGAGGCUGCCAGGCCAGCUUUAGAAGAGGCUAAAGCCGCUCUAAAUACUAUCAAGCCUGCUGACAUUGCCACUGUGAGAAAACUGGCCAAGCCUCCACAUUUGGUCAUGAGGAUUAUGGACUGCUGCCUGCUUUUAUUUCAAAAGAAGUUGGAUAGUGUCUCUAUGGAUCCAGACCGAUGUUGUCUCAAACCAUCAUGGAUGGAAGCACAGAAGCUUAUGAGCGGCACGGGAUUUUUGGCUUCCCUCCAGCAAUUCCCAAAGGACAAAAUUAAUGAGGAAGCAGUAGAACUGCUGCAGCCGUACUUUGACAUGGAGGACUACACAAUGGAAAAUGCCAAAAAAGUGUGUGGUAAUGUAGCUGGUCUGCUAGCAUGGACCAGGGCCAUGGCCACAUUCUAUGGCAUCAAUAAAGAAGUGCUGCCACUCAAGGCUAACCUGGCCAUUCAGGAAAGCCGUCUGAAAGAGGCUAAUAAUGAGUUAGCCAAGGCUGAGGCUCAGCUGGCCGAAAAGCAAGCAGAGUUUGACAAAGUUAAAGCCAAAUGUGAUGCUGCUGUUAAAGAGAAACAGGACUUGCUGGAUGAUGCUGAGAGAUGUAGGAAUAAAAUGCAGGCUGCAUCUGCACUUAUUGAUGGACUUAGUGGAGAGAAAGCUCGGUGGAUACAGCAAAGCAAAGAAUUUAAAUCACAAAUUAACAGACUUGUGGGUGAUGUGCUCCAGCUCACCGGCUUCUUGUCCUACUGUGGGCCAUUCAACCAGAGUUUCCGAGAUAUGUUGUUGAAGGACAUCUGGGAGGCCGAGCUCAGGGGACAUAAAAUCCCUUUUACAGAAAACCUCAACCUCAUUUCUACCCUAGUGGACCCUCCCACUAUAAGUGAGUGGAACCUUCAAGGACUCCCUGGAGAUGACUUGUCUGUGCAGAACGGCAUCAUUGUCACAAAAGCAACAAGAUUUCCCCUCCUCAUCGAUCCCCAGACUCAAGGAAAGACUUGGAUUAAGGAAAAAGAGAAGGCGAAUGCAUUGCAAGUAACGUCACUCAACCAUAAGUUCUUUCGUUCUCAUUUGGAAGACUGUCUUUCCUUGGGACGCCCCCUGCUUAUUGAAGAUGUGUAUGAGGAGCUGGAUCCUGCCCUUGACAAUGUCCUUGAGAAAAACUUCAUUAAAUCUGGGACCAGUUUCAAGGUUAAAGUUGGAGACAAAGAGGUAAAUGUGAUGGAAGGCUUUCAGGUCUACGUAACCACCAAACUGCCUAAUCCAGCAUACUCCCCAGAAGUCAGUGCAAAGACAUCCAUCAUUGAUUUCACUGUAAACAUGGAGGGCCUGGAGAACCAGCUACUUGGCCGCGUCAUCCUUGCAGAGAAACAUGAACUAGAGGCAGAAAGAUUGAAGCUGAUUGAGGGUGUAACCACCAACAAGAGAAAGAUGCAGGAGUUGGAAGACAACCUGCUGUACAAACUCAGCAGCACAAAAGGUUCCUUGGUUGAUGAUGACUCCAUGAUCGGCAUUCUGAGUACAACUAAGCAAACCGCUGCUAAAGUUAGUGCACAGCUCAGUGUUGCAGCAGACGCAGAGGUGAAGAUUAACAGAGCUCAAGCUGAAUAUCGUCCUGUUGCCUCCCGAGGCAGCAUCCUUUACUUCCUCAUCACAGAGAUGAGCAUGGUCAAUGUCAUGUACCAGACCUCCCUGGGUCAGUUCCUCAAACUCUUCGACCUGUCACUGGCUAGGUCUGAGAAGUCCCCUAAAACUCAGAAGCGAAUUGCAAACAUCAUUGAAUAUCUGACUUACGAGGUGUUCAGAUACACAGUGAGAGGCCUGUAUGAAAACCACAAGUUUAUCUUCACACUCUUGCUGGCCCUCAAGAUUGACUUACAGAAUAACAAAAUAGCGCACAACGAAUUUCAGAUUCUCAUCAAAGGUGGUGCAGCUCUUGACCUGAAGGCCUGCCCCCCGAAGCCAUUCAGUUGGAUCCUGGAUAUGGUUUGGCUAAACUUGGUGGAACUCAGCAAAUUGCCAGAGUUCUGUAGGAUCAUAACCCAGGUGUCUCAAAAUGGGAAACCCUGGAAAACGUGGGUCAGUCUUGAUGCCCCAGAAGAAGGUGUCGUUCCAGACAGAUACAACUCCCUUGACGUCUUCCAUAAGCUUUUGCUGAUAAGGUCUUGGUGCCCUGACCGUACUUUGUCUCAGGCCAGAAAGUAUGUAGGAAAAUCCCUGGGCAUGAGGUUUGCUGAGCCUGUCCUCUUGAACCUUCACAGCACAUGGGAGGAGAGUGACCCUCGCACUCCUUUAAUUUGCUUCCUUUCUAUGGGCUCUGAUCCCACCAACCAAAUUGAAGGACUUGCUAAGAAACUUCAACUUGAAUGCAGAGCCAUAUCCAUGGGACAGGGGCAAGAGGUGCAUGCAAGGAAGCUUGUUCAGACAUCAAUGAUGCAGGGAGGAUGGGUCCUUCUUCAGAACUGCCACCUGGGACUGGAGUUUAUGGAUGAGUUGUUAGAAACCAUCACAGCUGCAGAAACCACACAUGAGUCUUUCAGGGUGUGGAUCACCACAGAACCACACAGUCAGUUCUCCAUCACACUCCUACAGUCCUCUAUCAAGUUCACCAAUGACCCACCUCAAGGACUGCGUGCUGGCAUGAAACGAACAUUUGCAGGAAUUUCACAGAACCAGCUGGAAGUCUGCAACCUUCCCAUGUGGAAGCCCAUGCUGUACAGUGUGGCCUUUCUGCACGCCGUGGUGCAGGAGCGCCGCAAAUUUGGUCCGUUGGGUUGGAACAUACCGUAUGAGUUCAACUCUGCUGAUUUCACUGCAAGUGUUGAAUUUGUUGAGAGACACUUGGAUGAUUGUGGCCCCAAGAAGAAUGUGUCGUGGGUCACUGUGCGGUACAUGCUAGCUGAGGUGCAGUACGGAGGCAGGGUCACUGAUGACUAUGACAAACGCCUUCUCCAGUGUUUUGCACGUGUGUGGUUCAGUAAAAAUAUGUUUGAUCCAUCAUUUUGCUUCUACACGGGCUACAAAAUUCCAGUGUGUCAAACUGUAGAGGAGUACAUGGAAAACAUUCAGAGCUUACCCACUGUGGAUUCACCCCAAGCUUUGGGCCUGCAUCCUAAUGCUGAUAUCACCUACCAGACAAACACAUCCGCUGAGGUCCUAGACACAAUCACAAAUAUCCAGCCCAAGGAAAGUGGAGGAGGCUCAGGGGAGACUCGGGAGUCCAUUGUUUACAACAUGGCAGAGGACAUGUUGGAGAAGCUGCCCCCCGAUUAUGUGCCACACGAGGUCCAAGCCAGGCUGUUGAAGAUGGGAGUUCUGAACCCAUUGAACAUCUUCCUACGUCAGGAGGUGGACCGAAUGCAAAGGAUCAUCAGUGUGGUGCGCAGAAGUCUGACUGACCUGAAGCUGGCCAUUGAUGGUGCAAUCAUAAUGAGUGAGAACCUCCGCGACGCCCUGGACAAUAUUUUUGAUGCCCGUGUGCCUAACCUGUGGAGAAAGAUUUCCUGGGACUCGUCCACACUGGGCUUUUGGUUCACAGAGCUGCUGGAGCGAAACAAACAGUUCCACAGCUGGGUGUUUGAAGGAAGACCCAAAACCUUUUGGAUGACAGGCUUCUUCAACCCACAGGGGUUCCUCACAGCUAUGAAGCAAGAAAUAACAAGAGCAAACAAAGGCUGGGCCCUGGACUCAGUCACUUUACACAACAAAGUCCUGAAGAAGGCAAAGGAGGAGAUCACAGCAUCGCCUACAGAGGGAGUUUAUGUUUAUGGUUUGUACCUGGAUGGCGCAGGCUGGGACAGGAAGAACACCUGUCUCAUUGAGUCCUCACCCAAAGUGCUGUUCACACCCAUGCCUGUCAUCCACAUGUUUGCCAUCAACUCCGCCGCCCCCGUGGACCCUAAGCUGUACGUGAGUCCCAUCUACAAGAAACCAAGGCGCACAGACUUGAACUAUAUCACAUCGGUUGUGCUGCCUACCUUCGAGUCGCCGGACCACUGGAUCCUGCGUGGGGUUGCCCUGCUGUGCGACAUCAAAUAAGAUAGCUGCAUGUCUGUAUUGAUAUGUGGUAUUGCUUAAAGGUAAAAUAAGUCAUUUUUGAUGCCAAACUCCCUGUUUUGCUGUGAAGCUCCAGAAAUGGUUUGUGAACAGAGAAAGCAAAGCUUCUUACAUUUAUAAACAUGUUCUUUCGGCAAUAA